Molecule: messenger RNA, 2379 nt
Organism: Meloidogyne enterolobii
Lineage: Eukaryota; Metazoa; Nematoda; Chromadorea; Rhabditida; Meloidogynidae
Source: the annotation of a GenBank genome assembly
AUGUAUAUAAAUAUUUUAAUUAAAUUCAUUUUAGACAAAAAACAUUUUAAAGAAAAACAAAAAAAUCCUUUAAUUGUUGACAGUGAAAGAGAUCAAUCGGUUGUUGCUAGUAAUGAAGAAUUUAAUGAAGAUUUAGCAAAAUUAAAUAAAUAUUUAACAAGUCCAAGUAAACAACCCCUGUCUGAACAUUUUAAUAAUUUAAAUAAACAAAAACGUUUUUAUUCCAUCCCUUCUCCAAAAAUAAAACAUUCAAAAAGUGUUCCAGUUAGAUUAAAAACAAAAAUUAAGUCAAAAGAAAAAAAUAAAAAUUUUGGACAUUUUGAUGAUGAAGUGGAAGAAGAAGAAUUAGAAGAAGAAGGAGAAAAAGAAGAUAAUUCUGUGGAAAUCGAAGAAAAUUUUGAGGAAAACUUUAAAGAAAUACCUAAAAUACAAAAAAUAAAUAAAAAUAGAUUUAAAACAAAUUCAGAAAAUAAUAAUAAAUAUUUAAAUUUAAAUUCAAAUGAGAAUAGCCAAAUGACUGAAAAUCAUGAAAAUAAUUUAGGGAGAAUUAAAACAGAAAAAGUUAAAACAAGAAAUAAAACAUUCAAUAAAAAUUAUAGUAAUAAUAGUGAGAGUAAUGAGGAUUCUGAUAAUAAUGAUGGUUAUUUUGGAAGUAAAGAAGAUUUAAAUGAGGAGGAAUUUGGAGUUGAUGAAGAUAACAUUGAUGGUGAUCAUUUAAAUAAUAAUGAUUUUGAAGAAGAAAGUUUGGAAGAAGAAGAGAGGGUUGAAAAUGAUUAUUUAGAUAGAUUUGGAGAAGAUCAUUUAGACAACAAUUAUUUUGAUGAUAGAAAAAUAACAAAAAAUAUACUAAAUUCAUUUGAAAAUAAACAUUUUAAUUCAGAAGAGGAAGAAAAUAAAAAUAAUUAUUUUGAUGGGUCAGAAAAACUCAAUAAAACCCCCUCCAAAUUUCAUUCAAAAUCCAUAAUAAAUAAUAAAAUUAAACAAAAUCAAAAUAACAAAAAUAUUAAAAAUGCAAAAAGUUUAGAAAAUUUAAAUAAAAUUAAUAGACAUUUUUCUAUGUUACCAACAAAGAGGAGAAAUAAUUUAAGAACGGGGACAUCUUUAUUUAAAAGAAAUUCUUCAAAAGAAUCGAGUAAAUCAGAAGAGAUUUUGACAGAUAAUUCAAAAGAAUAUUUUGAAGAAGAAAAUAAAAAAGAAAAAAGAAUUAAAAGUUUAACAAACCACACUAAUUGGUUUGAUGGGGAAGUAGAUGAUAAUGAUUAUUCAGAAUUUGAAGAGGAAAUAGAGGAGACUAUGGAAGAAGAAGAAGAAAAUAAUUUGGAUGAAGUUGAAGAAGAAUUGAGGAAACAAUUUUUGUGGCCAAAUAGAAAAUUAAAAAAUAAUUAUAAUCAAAUAAAUCCACAAAAGGGAGGGGAACAAUUUAGCAGUGAAGAAGAAUGGGAUCAGUCAUCAAAUGAAUAUUUUCCUUCUCAUUCUUCUGAAUGGCCUUACGAAAAAGAAAAUAAAAAUAAUUAUAAUUAUGAUAAUGAACCUUCCUUUGAGGAAUACGAAAAUUUGUCAGAAAAUAAUUAUUAUUCUCCAGAAAGGAAAAGAGAAAAAGUUCAUAAAAGUGAGGGAUUGGGAAAUAAAAAUAAAUUAAAUUUAAAUCAUCGGACAAAAGAAUAUCAUCACCACCAACCAAAUAACAUCCAUCAACAACCUCAUUCACAUCAUUAUGGAGAAAGAAAUAAAGAUGAACAGUUGAAGAAAAAUGAAUAUUUUAAAAAUAAUUUAUUACCAAAAUAUAAUAAUCCAAAUAAUCAUAAAUAUCAGAAUGAAGAAAAAAGUAAAAAUAUUACAAGGGAAAUGUCAGAAAUUAAAAACAAAAAUUCAGAAUUGUCUGACGAAAAUAAAAAUAAACAUAAUAACAAUAAUAAUAAUUUACAAAAAAAUUUUACUAAUAAAGAGGAACAUAUUAAAAAUAAAAAUAAUCAAAAAUAUUCUUCACAUUUAAAACAGAAAACAAAUAAUUUUGAAAAUAAAAAUAACCACUUUAAUGAAAAUAAUUUUUAUAAAAAUUUAAAUGAAAGGAAAAAUGAAAAUAUUAAUAAUAUUUCUUCUGACAAGCAAAAUAAUUAUUUAAAUAAAAAUAUUGAGCCUAAAGAAAAUAAUAAUCAUUUUGAUUGGCGUUCAUUGGGUUAUAAUAAUAAUAAUUCCUCUAAAAAGGAGUUAGCUAAAAAGCAUUUAAUUGAAGCACAAGAAACAUUAAAUAAAGCAACUAAACAAAUAGAAAAUGCAAUGAAUUAUUUGGAAAGUAAAGAAGAAAAAGAGGAGAAAAAUAAUAAUAUUUUAAAUAAAAAUAAUUUAAAAAAUAUUUAUGAAAAUAAUGAAAAUAUGUAA